Heteronotia binoei (common prickly gecko) is the source of this 499-nucleotide messenger RNA. Its product is annotated as delta-like protein D. Bases 149 to 499 code for a protein of 116 amino acids. The transcript is spliced from 5 exons. NCBI's taxonomy places the organism in Eukaryota, Metazoa, Chordata, Lepidosauria, Squamata, Gekkonidae. Gene Ontology annotation, biological process: Notch signaling pathway. Gene Ontology annotation, molecular function: Notch binding; calcium ion binding. The record is from RefSeq and is a predicted model, not a curated record.
AACAUGCGUCAAGAGAGUGGAAAAGUGUCUGGACAACCCCUGCAGGAAUGGAGCAACAUGUGAAGAAGUUGUAAAUGGCUUCAAAUGCAACUGUCCGCCUGGAUUUUCAGGACAGUUCUGUGAAAAAGAAACAAAUGAGUGUGACUCAAUGCCUUGCUUGAAUGGUGCUGUCUGCAUGGAUAAUGUCAAUGGAUAUGAUUGUUUUUGCCCGGAAGGAUUUGAAGGUCUGAACUGUGAAAUCAACUUUGAUGACUGCUCUUACAGCUUCUGUAAAAACAAUUCGACAUGUUUAGACCUGGUUGCAGACUAUGCUUGUGUUUGUCCUCCAGGCUUCACGGACAAGAACUGUUCAAUGGACAUUGAUGAAUGUGCCUUCAAGCUCUGCAAAAAUGGAGCCAGUUGCCAUAAUUUGAUUGGCAAAUUUUACUGUAACUGCUUGCCAGCAUUUCCAAAAGAAUAUUUUCCUAAGGAAAAGAUUAAACAUCUCACUCACAGUUGA